UGUAUUUGAGGUCCCCCUAUCGUAUGAUAUAAACCUUUGUCUUUUUUCUCUCUCUCUCUCUCUCAUUUCUCUGAUUUUUUUUUCUUCCUUUUACAUUACUGCGUAACGCGUUACAUGUCUUUUCCCAUAGAUUCCCAACGCGUUCAUCGACUCUCCAUUCAUUCACUGCUUUUAAAAAAUUUAUUAACUUUAUCUCUCACUUCAUUCAUUCACUCACUCCAACCUCUUUCUCUCAAAUUCUGACUCAUUCUCUCUCUAACUCAUACACCAAUACAUACUCUAUUAUUAUUAAAGUAUAUAUAUAUAUAUAUAUAUAUAUAAAGGUUUUAUGGUUUUUAUUUUUUAGAGAGAGAGAAAGAGAGAGUGCAUUUUGGAAUCAAUGAAGCUGAAUCCGAAGCACGAGAGGCGUUGGGCCUCGGAUACUGUUCCGAACAAAACGGCGGUGAGCAGUGCCGGAACUUCGCCGGGGAGCGGUUACAACUCCGUUGAGGAGUUCGUUGAAGUGACGCUUGAUCUUCAAGAUGACAACACUAUUGUGCUUCGGAGUGUGGAGCCUGCGACGCCGACGACGUUGAUCAAUAUAGAAGGCGGAGUUUCUGGUUCAGGCGGUCGGGAUCAAGCUCCGGCGGUUUCAGCGUCGGCGCCGGCGUCGAGGUCUAAUUCGAUCAGGAGGAGCUCGUCGUCGUCGAAUAAGUUGCGGCAAUUCUCGCAGGAGUUGAAGCUGUUUUCGCAAGAGCUGAAGGCGGAGUUGAAAAGGUUCUCUUGGAGCCAUGGACACGGCACGUCGAAAACUCCGCUCGCGGCUUCUGAUGUUACGGCGGUGGCGGCUGCGGUGGCGGCGAGCGGAGGUACUGGAGGCGGAGGUGAAAGCGGUUACGCAUCGGCUAUGGCAGCUCGAGCACUGAGGAGAGAACGAGCUCAACUCGAUCGCACUCGAUCUGGCGCUCACAAAGCACUUCGUGGACUCAGAUUCAUCAGCACCAAGACCAAUACCAAUGGCGUUGACGGUUGGAACCAAGUCCAAACCAAUUUCAACGAUCUCGCCAAAGACGGCUUUCUCCACCGCGCCGAUUUCGCACAAUGCAUAGGAAUGAGAGAUUCGAAGGAGUUUGCUUUGGAGCUUUUCGAUGCUUUGGGACGAAGAAGAAGAUUAAAAGUCGACAAAAUUAGCAGAGACGAACUGUACGAGUUUUGGUCGCAAAUCUCCGAUCAAAGCUUCGAUUCAAGACUCCAGAUCUUCUUCGAUAUGGUUGACAAGAAUGAAGAUGGUAGAAUCGGAGAAAAAGAAGUAAAAGAGAUUAUCAUGCUAAGUGCCUCUGCGAACAAGUUAUCAAGAUUGAAGGAACAAGCAGAGGAAUAUGCAGCUCUUAUCAUGGAAGAGUUGGAUCCUGAAAGACUUGGCUACAUUGAGCUAUGGCAAUUGGAGACACUAUUGUUACAAAAGGACACAUACCUAAACUACAGUCAAGCAUUGAGCUACACAAGUCAGGCAUUGAGCCAGAAUUUACAAGGGCUGAGAAAGAAAAGCAAAAUAAGACGGUGGAGCACAAAAUUCGUAUACUAUUUGCAAGAGAAUUGGAGGAGACUUUGGGUUUUGGCAUUGUGGAUUUGCAUCAUGAUUGGGCUGUUUACAUGGAAAUUCAUUCAGUACAAAAAUAGAAGUGCCUUCCACGUCAUGAAAUAUUGUCUCCCUACGGCUAAAGGUGCAGCCGAGACCCUUAAGUUCAACAUGGCUUUAAUUCUCUUCCCCGUGUGUAGAAACACAAUCACUUGGCUCAGGUCUACCAAGUUGGCUUACUUCAUACCUUUUGACGACAACAUCAAUUUUCAUAAGACAAUCGCAGGAGCCAUUGUAGUUGGUGUCAUUCUCCAUGCCGGGAACCACCUUGCAUGUGAUUUCCCUAAACUUUCUCACUCUUCUAAGGGAGACUAUGAGAAAUAUUUAAGUGCUGACUUCGGUAAAUAUAGACCCAGUUACGCAAAGCUGGCUGAAGGAGUAGACGGUGUGACUGGAAUCCUAAUGGUGAUUCUCAUGACAGUUGCGUUUACACUUGCAACACGAUGGUUUAGGCGGAGUCUUGUUAAGCUGCCCAAGCCCUUUGAUAAGCUCACUGGUUUCAAUGCCUUCUGGUAUUCACACCACCUAUUUGUCAUUGUCUAUGUCUUGCUCAUCCUCCACGGACAAUUCGUAUAUCUUGUGCACAAGUGGUACCUUAAGACGACAUGGAUGUAUCUUUCCAUUCCGGUUUUAAUGUAUGCAGGAGAAAGAACCUUAAGGUUCUUUCGGUCAGGCUCCUACACUGUCCAUCUUCUAAAAGUUGCCAUCUAUCCUGGAAAUGUUCUUGCGUUGCAAAUGUCUAAGCCACCCCAGUUCAAUUACAAGAGUGGACAAUACAUGUUUGUCCAAUGCCCUGCAGUUUCUCCGUUUGAGUGGCAUCCAUUUUCCAUUACCUCUGCUCCUGGAGAUGACUACCUUAGCAUUCACAUCCGGCAGCUAGGUGAUUGGACACAAGAGCUUAGAAGGGUAUUCUCUGAAGCCUGUGAGGCUUCUGUGUCUGGAAAGAGUGGGCUUCUAAGGGCUGAUGAAACAACCAGAAGAAGUUUGCCUAAGCUCUUAAUAGACGGGCCUUACGGUGCCCCUGCACAAGACUACAGGAAGUAUGAUGUCCUGCUACUUGUUGGGCUUGGAAUUGGGGCAACACCUUUUAUCAGCAUUUUAAAAGAUUUGCUCAACAACAUUAUCAAAAUGGAGGAGGAGGCAGAUUCUGUCUCAGAUGGCAAUAGGGAAUCAGAUCUAAGUAUUGGAAGUACAGAUUCUUCAACGAAUAAUAGGGUCUGUCCAAAGCGGAAAAAGCCUCUGAAGACCACUAAUGCUUACUUCUACUGGGUAACCAGGGAGCAGGGCUCGUUUGAUUGGUUUAAAGGGGUCAUGAAUGAAGUUGCUGAUCGGGAUCAAAGGGGUGUCAUUGAAAUGCAUAACUACCUGACCAGUGUGUAUGAGGAAGGAGAUGCCCGAUCGGCUCUCAUUACCAUGGUGCAAGCACUCAACCAUGCCAAGAAUGGAGUUGAUAUUGUUUCUGGAACUAGGGUAAGAACUCAUUUUGCCAGGCCUAAUUGGAAGAAAGUUUUCUCCAAAAUAUGUUCCAAGCACUGUUCUGCAAGAAUAGGGGUAUUCUACUGUGGGGCACCAGUUUUGGCUAAAGAACUUAGCAAGCUCUGCUAUGAUUUCAACCACAAAGGUCCAACCAAAUUUGAAUUCCACAAGGAGCAUUUCUAAAACAGUGGGAUUGCGUAUAUACCUAAUGUCUACACUCUCUCACUUCACCAUGCAGACCUAUCUCUAACACUUCCAUCUACUUAAAGAAUUUUUGUGAUAAGCUAGAAAGGAGAAGAAAAAGAAAAAGAAAAAGACAAAAGAAAAAAAAAAAGUAUUGUACAGUCGUCGUUAGAAAAUAGGAAAGAAUGAAAAUUGAAAAGCAUAUAUUAUUUUCUUUUUUUAUUCAAGGAACCCAUCAAAAUGGUAUUCUAGAUUUCUAGUUCUAGUCAGUAAUAGAUUUAAAUUAUAAUAUGGCACCGGCUCUGCAUCUGUACAAGUGGCAGAAAUAUAGAGGUGAAAGGUGGCAGUGGACCUAAGGUGCAUUGUUGGAGAGCAAGAGUGCGUUACAGCUGCAAUAUUGGAGUGGUUGACCUAUUUGGUAUUUGAUAAUGAUAAUAUAUAGUAUAUUCAUAUGGGUAGGCAUGAAUUAUUGAGAGACGUGUAGGUGGGGGUAGAAGAAGAAGAAGACAGUUCUGGAAAGGAGAAAACUGGGGUAGGUUUUGUGGACUCCAGAGGUGAUGGGAUUUGGAAGUAUUGUACUCUUGUUGAACCUUAAAAAAGUUUUUCCAUGAGUCGGGCCCAGAGAAUCAUUCUAGAAUGUGGAUGAUGACGAAGAGCUCCACAUGUUUAAAUUCUUAGAAUAAGGAAAAAUUAUGUGUAAAAUACAUUCAUAUAUUUGUCCAUUUAUUUUUGGAAAUAUACAUACAUAUAUAAAUAUAUAUAUACUAGAUAGAGUUAUUGUUGGUUUGUAAACAUCAUAGCAUGGUAAGUCAAUGGCUUUAUUGUAUUGUAUCCUGUUAUAAACAGAAUGUUUAUUGGAUACUUUACCAUCGUGGGCUCUUCAAUGUUUUCCUUGUUUAUGUAAGCAUAAAUUAAUAACUUAAUGGGCUAGUAAUUUCAAUUUUGAA
Molecule: messenger RNA, 4224 nt
Organism: Quercus robur (English oak)
Lineage: Eukaryota; Viridiplantae; Streptophyta; Magnoliopsida; Fagales; Fagaceae
Product: respiratory burst oxidase homolog protein A-like
Exons: 14
Coding region: 380-3277 (965 amino acids)
Cellular component (GO): plasma membrane
Molecular function (GO): peroxidase activity; NAD(P)H oxidase H2O2-forming activity; calcium ion binding
Source: RefSeq, a predicted model, not a curated record